Messenger RNA from Pteronotus mesoamericanus, 1323 nucleotides. RefSeq names its product G protein-coupled receptor 142 (gene GPR142). The record is from RefSeq and is a predicted model, not a curated record. The transcript is spliced from 5 exons. Gene Ontology annotation, biological process: G protein-coupled receptor signaling pathway. Gene Ontology annotation, cellular component: plasma membrane. NCBI's taxonomy places the organism in Eukaryota, Metazoa, Chordata, Mammalia, Chiroptera, Mormoopidae. Bases 1 to 1323 code for a protein of 440 amino acids. Gene Ontology annotation, molecular function: G protein-coupled receptor activity.
AUGUUCCUGGCAUGCUCUGGGGAGCAUGAUGUGACCGUCGACCCCAUCAAGGGUCAAGACCGAACCGCCACCCCUGAUGCUGGUAGUUGGCUUCCCAAACCCUUCUGCCUUUCCCCGAAGGCCUCCCCAGGGCGAGCCGGCCUGGUGGAGCGCAGGCCAGUUCCCAGAGUAGCAAACAACUGCCUGGAGAGCUGGCGAUGCGGGGAGGGACCUGCAGGGACACCCAGGAAAAGCCCCACGGUGACCCUGGAUUCAGGACCCAGGAGCAUGAGGCUUGAGGGACAAGAGACAGCCGGGCAGCUGCAAGUGACCAUGCUGUCCACACCCAAUGGCAGCGGGCCCAGCCAGGAGUUUGGAGGCCAUUGGCCAGAGACCCCAGAGAGGUCCCCAUGUGUGGCCGGUGUCAUCCCUGUGAUCUACUACAGCAUCCUGCUGGGCCUGGGGCUGCCUGUCAACCUCCUGACCACGGUGGCCCUGACCCGCCUUGCCACCAGGACCAGGAAGCCCUCUUACUACUACCUCCUGGCGCUCACGGCCUCGGACAUCGUCACCCAGGUGGUCAUCGUGUUCGUGGGCUUCCUCCUGCAGGGAGCUGUGCUGGCCCGCGAGGUGCCCCAGGCAGUGGUGCACACGGCCAACAUCCUGGAGUUUGCCUCCAACCACGCCUCCGUCUGGAUCGCCGUUCUGCUCACGGUUGACCGGUACAGCGCCCUGUGCCGCCCCCUGCACCACCGCGCGGCAUCGUCCCCAGGCCGGACCCGCCGGGACAUCACCAUUGUCCUUGGAGCUGCCCUGCUGACUGGCAUCCCCUUCUACUGGUGGCUGGACGUGUGGAGGGACGCAGACCCUCCCAGCACGCUGGACGAGGUCCUCAAGUGGGCUCACUGCCUCACCGUCUAUUUCAUCCCCUGUGGCAUCUUCCUGGUCACCAACGUGGCCAUCGUCUGCCGGCUACGGAGGAGGGGCCAGGGUGGGCUGCAGCCGCGGGUGGGCAAGAGCACGGCCAUCCUCCUGGGCCUCACCACGCUCUUCACCUUCCUUUGGGCGCCCCGGAUCUUCGUCAUGCUCUACCACCUGUAUGUGGCCCCCGUCCACCGGGACUGGAGGGUCCACCUGGCCUUGGACGUGGCCAACAUGGCGGCCAUGCUCAACACAGUAGUCAACUUUGGGCUCUACUGCUUUGUCAGCAAGACCUUCCGGGCCACCGUCCGAGGGGUCAUCCACGACGCCCACCUGCCCUGCACGGUGGGGUCACAGCCAGAGGGCACAGGGGUGGAGCCUGUGCUGAAGCCUCCAGGGCUCCCCAAAGGGGCAGAAGUGUAG